Drosophila subpulchrella is the source of this 634-nucleotide messenger RNA. RefSeq lists its product as uncharacterized. Lineage: Eukaryota; Metazoa; Arthropoda; Insecta; Diptera; Drosophilidae. The coding region runs from base 4 to 585 and encodes 193 amino acids. The transcript is spliced from 2 exons. The record is from RefSeq and is a predicted model, not a curated record.
GUCAUGACGAAGAUGCGGUGCACAUUUAUAUUUUUGCUCUCUGUUUUGAGCCUUACCUGUGCUGCACCUCCAAGAUCGCAAAAGGAGAUCCUGUCUCAAUUCUUUCGCUAUGCCGAGACCAUUCGUGGCAUUCAUAUUCACAAUAUGCUGGGCGCCUUAGUUAAUGUUUUGCAGCAGAUAGUGGAUAGUGUGCCGGUUGAGGAACGUGGACCGGGAACAUCUGUCCAACAGAGCUAUAUUAACCGCGGCAGGAACCUCCUUCAGCAUGGCUCUACUGCUGAGAAAUAUGAACACAUCUACGGUCAACCAGGCGAUGAUCUAAAUGACAGCUUAUCUGAGUUUCAAAAAACUGAAAUGUCCCGUAUCGCAUCAAAGGGCUAUCCCAGUGAAGUCACCAAGGAGUAUGAGAAAUUGCAUAAUAAAUUUACGGAAGGUGCCACCCAAAUGAAAACGAAACUGACUCUGGCAACCAUAGCCCAGGAAAGUGAGGUUUUUAAUGCGAUUAACAAAUACAUAACUUCUAAUGAUGUUCAGCAACAUGAAACCCUCAUAAAAGAAGUCCUGAGAUUCAAAAAUAAGUACUAAACGACUGUAAUAAAAUAAAACCAAUUUAAUACACCUUUUUUUAAUGCAA